Drechmeria coniospora is the source of this 936-nucleotide messenger RNA. RefSeq lists its product as uncharacterized. NCBI's taxonomy places the organism in Eukaryota, Fungi, Ascomycota, Sordariomycetes, Hypocreales, Ophiocordycipitaceae. The record is from RefSeq and is a predicted model, not a curated record. The transcript is spliced from 4 exons. The coding region runs from base 1 to 936 and encodes 311 amino acids.
AUGACGGCAAAUGGCGAGGCGGCGGCUCCCCCCCGCGCCGAGUCUCCCACGGGCUCGCCCCGGUCCGCGUCCAUCUCUCUGCAGGCGGCGGCCACGAUGAACGCCGGUCUGCAGCGCGAACCAUCCAGACAAUCCUCCAGCAGCUCGCUGGCGAGGAACAUUUCUUCCCCGCAAGCCAGCCGGCGGCGGUCCACGGUCCUCAUGAACUUGCAGCUCAACGAUCCCACCCUGCCGGCACCGGGGGAGAUGGCCUACGACCACUCUGGCUACCAGCGACACAGCCCGCUACCCCUCUCGGGCUCGCCCUUGACGGCCGAUCCCCAUCACCACCGCGCCCCGAGCUUGGGCGAGCUCCACCAGGAGCUGGAAGCGGAGCAGGAGGCCCAUGUGAACCGCCUCCUGCUGAUGAUCCGGCAGCAGCAGCUGGAGCUCCAACGCCUGCAGGCCUCACGGCCAUCCCAGAGCCAUGACGCCUCGGCCGACGACGGCGUCUCCGAAUCACGGGAGCGGCCUAUUCCGCCAUCGCAGCUCGCGCUGUCGGGCAGCCACCCGGUUGGCUCCGUCGGCUCGUACUCCCGCUCGCCCGGGUUGCCGCACCCUCGGAGCUCCUUCGACAUGGCCCGAGCGGACAUUCAGCGUCGUUCCCGAACGCCGAGCCGCGGCCCGUCCCCCCGACUUCGAGCGACGUCCAUCAGUGCCGAGAGUGGAGAGUGGGUCUUGGGUGGCCGUGACGAGAGCGCCUUUUAUCAAGCGGAGGCGCAGAUGCUCGUCCGUGAGAAUCAGAUGCUGCGGCAUCGCAUUCGCGAUCUAGAGAAGCAACUGGCGGAAACCUCGACUAGCGCGACGGCCGCGACGGAACCGGCUAUCCCGUCUCAGCUCACACGUUCAUCGACGGUGGCGGAUGAGGAAGCGGAAUCCACGACCGACACGACGUGA